This is a messenger RNA of Paramecium pentaurelia, 690 nucleotides long. The record is from the annotation of a GenBank genome assembly. NCBI's taxonomy places the organism in Eukaryota, Ciliophora, Oligohymenophorea, Peniculida, Parameciidae.
AAUGGAUGAAGAAUUACAAGUAAAUUUUCUAUGGAUUAACAAAGAUUAAACAAUAAUUGUCAUAAGUACCAUUCCACACAUUAUUGGGUUUUGAGAAGGAAAUGAAAUCUCAAUAAUAAUCUAAAACCUAAAUAAAGGAUUAAGAAUUGCCAAAGAAAAUCAAAGGAGGGUAUGUAUUAGAAUUAUUAUUAAUAUAAAGUCCUGAAGUUAGAGAUGCAAGAAAACCUUUGCCAAAGAUUUAUAAUAAACCUUAGAAAAAAUAAGAACAACGAGAUCCAAGAUUUGAUUAAACAUCUGGUGAAUUAAGUUUAACCAAAUUUUAUAAAUCUUAUAAUUUUAUUGGAAAAAUGAAAACAAAUGAAAUAUAAGUCUUAAAAAAAUAAUCUGAAAAGCUUGAUCAAGAAUCUAAAUAAAAAAUUAAAUAAAUAAUUGGAAAAUAGAAAGAUGAGAUAAUUAAAUAAGAAUAGUAUUUGAAAAAAUAAUAAGCAGUUUCUAAAUUAAAGAAAAAGAAUUAUCAUCCUAAAUAAAGUAAAUCAUAUUUUUAUUAUUUAGGUGUAAUAAAAUAAGAAUUAUUGAAAUAAAAGUUUGAUUAACUUGAAGCAACUGGAAAGUUGGAUGCAUAUAUGAAAUAAAAAAAGAAAUCAAUAUCAAAGAAACUUGAUUUUGCAUCUAAAAAAAUAAAAAAAUGAU